UGGUGGCAGUCUUACGAUGUGGCAACAAGAAGUCCCAUUGAGGCAGAUUAAGAAGAGUGCCAGCCGGCCUCAUGGGCACUCAGGCAUUAAAUGUCAAAACAGGCGUAUGAGAAGCACCUUUGGAGCAGCCAGUCGACACUCACCGAUGAAGCCAAAUGGAAACGGGAUACUUGGAGGGAUUCAGAGCGUGACGCUGGCACGGCCCAUGUUGCCCCCCCGGGCUGUCUGCCCAGACUGAGUAUUAAUACAGAGGUGUCUUCCUCAGCAGCUGCUCCUCUGGCUGAAAUCCCCAUUGGCACGCAAGCAUGCAAGUGGCUGUGACGCGCUCUCACGCCCUGCGGGAAAUCUGGACGCUGUCUUUCCUGAGAUCGCUCCUCUCCGAAUAUGUGGGCACCACUGUCUUUGUCUUUGCCAGCCUGGCCUCCACUCUCCUGUGGCCUCUGCCUCCCGAUCUGUCUGGAGGUGCCCCUAUGGACCCACAUCAUCCGCUCCUCCCCGUGCCCGCAGGCUCCCCGGAUCCCGUACACGUCUCGCUGACCUUUGGCAUUUCUGUGGCACUGAUGUUGGCAUGCCUGGGCACAGCAGGAGCUGUUCAUUUGAACCCCGCCGUGACUCUGUCUCUCCUAGCCGGCGUGAGGAUGAGCCUGGCAUCGGCUCUUCUCUACAUGAUCGCCCAGGUCCUGGGAGCCAUCACUGCCUCGGGGUUCAUCCGGAGUGUCACGCCACCCGAGGUCCGUGGAGACCUUGGCCUCAAUGUGAUUUCGGUUUGGGGGUCCCUUGAGAAUGUAUCUACUGUCUGCACCCACACUUUAUUCCUCACCAGGCAGCCCUGCUACCUCCCAGUCCCUGAUGCUGCCACCACCACCACCACCACCAUGCUUCACCCCUGGAGUGAUAUUACACAGGUCACCCCAGGAGUUAGCGAAUUCCAAGCUGUGUGUGUGGAGAUGAUGGUCACCUUCCAGCUCAUUCUCUGUGUCUUCGCCACUUCGGACCAGAAGGCAGGACUGAGUAAGAUGGCGCCUGUCAUUGUCGGUUCCUCAGUCACCCUGGGGCAUCUUGUGGCUAUUGGUUUCACAGGCUGCAGUAUGAACCCUGCCCGGUCCCUCGGUCCUGCCAUCAUCGCAGCCAACUUUGAAAGCCACUGGGUCUUCUGGGUGGGUCCAUUCACAGGGGCGCUCCUUGCCACCGUGACAUACGACUUACUGCUAGUGCCAAGAUGGAACAGCAUAGGGGACUGGUUGGCAGGAGUGCGAAGUGCCCUCGUUGGAGACGGCGGCUUGAAGCUAAAUGGCACAUCUGAUGAAGAGGAUGGCCGUGCCACUUAAGAGGACCAACAAUUUCUUGUAUAGUCAUCAUGUUAGUGUUCAGAGUGUGCCAAUUACUAUCAAAAGUAAGCAGACUGAUGAA
Molecule: messenger RNA, 1410 nt
Organism: Erpetoichthys calabaricus (reedfish)
Lineage: Eukaryota; Metazoa; Chordata; Cladistia; Polypteriformes; Polypteridae
Product: aquaporin-5
Exons: 6
Coding region: 306-1328 (340 amino acids)
Biological process (GO): transmembrane transport
Cellular component (GO): plasma membrane
Molecular function (GO): water channel activity
Source: RefSeq, a predicted model, not a curated record